CCGCUUUCGACCAUCACGGAAUUCGUCCCAGUAUAGCACACUGGCGUGCUAAAAUCAACCAGCCCUACUCUUAUUAUACUCGACGCUUCCCCUCAGCCCCUCAAUAUCCCCACAACUCGCCAGUGAUCCAUCAUGGUUCGCCACGCCUCCUUCCAGCCCGACCCCGUUCAGGCCGGGAACGAGAAAUCCUUCAGUGCUCACCUCGACCAAAAGCCCGAGGAUGAGCAAAUUGAAUCUCCCUUGCAUGCAGUUGGCACGCGCACCACGGAGGCUACCGAUACUGAAAAGGGCAGUACCAGGUAUGCCGAAAGCGCGACCGGCUUGACCCACAAGCAGGAGUCGAAGAAGGCGAUCAGAAAGUUGCUUCUCAAGCUGGACUUGGGUAUCCUUCCCUUUGCGGUUCUGUUGUACUUGUCUGCGUACCUCGACAGAGGUAACUUGGCCAACGCAAAGCUGCAGGGUUUGGAAGCCGAUCUCUUGGACAGCAAGGACACCAACUAUUCCAUCGCCCUCUGCUGUUUCUUCAUCACCUACAUCUUGUUCUCCGUUCCCGGUACACUCCUGGCCAAGCAAUUCCUUCCUUCCCGGACCAUUGCCUGUGGUGCCAUGAUCUGGUCCGUCGCCGCCACCUGUCAAGCCGCCGCUCAGAACAAGGCUGGUCUUUACGUCUGCCGUCUCUUUGUUGGUGUCGGCGAAGCCAUGUUUGGUCAAGCUAUGGCCCUUCACCUCUCCUUCUGGUACACCAAGUCCGACCUCGCCAAGCGAGUUGGUCUCUUCAUCAGUGCUGGUGCCGUCUCGGGUGCUUUUGGUGGUCUCAUCUCUUACGGUGUAUCCAGCAUUACUAACUCUCCCAUCGAGCUCUGGCGUAUCCUUUUCCUGAUCGAAGGUUGUCCCUCUGUGCUUUUGGCCAUCUGUGUCUUCCUCUUCAUGCCCAGUAAGCCUGAAAAGUCCAGAUACCUCAACGAGGACGAGAGGACCAUCUGCUUGACAAGGUUGAACGAGGAGCACAACGUGGAGUCUGAGCAGGGUAUCAACUGGGGCGGUGUGAAGCGAUGCUUGACCGACUGGAAGACUUACGCCAUCAGUGUCUCCUACUCUUGCAUGAACCUCGGUCUCGGCUCCGUCAGCGGUUUCCUGCCCACCAUCGUCAAGGGCUUCGGCUACACCGACGCCAAGGCCCAGCUCAUGACCGUGCCCCCCUACGCCGUCGCCCUCGUUUUUAUGCUCUUCCUUACCUCCUUCUCCGACUGGAAGCAGUCCCGAGGUCUCCCUGCUGCUAGUGUGUUCUGCAUUGGUAUCGUUGGGUGGGCCAUUCUGCUGUCCUUGGACGCGGACAGCAACUAUUCGGCGAGGUAUUUUGCGGUGAUCUGUGUCGUGACUGCUGGGUAUACCAAUAUCCCCAUCAUCAUGUCGUGGCAGAGUGGCUGUACCGGUAACCAGAGUCAGAGGGCUGCUUCGCUUGGUAUGCUCAACACCCUCGGACAAUGUCUCUCUUUGGCUGCUGCUUUCUUGUUCCCCAAGGCUGAAGGGCCUCAGUACACCAAGGGCGCCACCGUCAACAUUGCUAUGCAGAGUCUCGGUCUCGUCAUCGUCCUAUGCAUGACGACCUACUACCGAUGGGAGAAUGCCCGCAGAGACAAGGUUGAGGGCGGCAGGCCUGCUAAGGGUACCCCCGUCAAUGUCCGAGACGACUAUGACCUUGCUGUUGGUUUCCGAUAUGUGCCUUAGACGACGAGAUACAUCUGGGAUAUGGAUUAUGGGGUUUCUAUCUUUUCUAUCUUUUCCGAUUGUAUAGCUGGGUUAGACAAGAAGGUUCCACGAGUGUUGUUCAGGUCAUAAAGAAGACAAGGUAUACUAUUUUGGAAUCGUUGUGUAUCUGAGCCGGACAGUGAGGCUAGCGUUAUCAUUACCUCCUUUGUAUAGACAUAUUAUGCAGUUAUAUCAGAAGUCUGGG
Molecule: messenger RNA, 1954 nt
Organism: Cryptococcus amylolentus CBS 6039
Lineage: Eukaryota; Fungi; Basidiomycota; Tremellomycetes; Tremellales; Cryptococcaceae
Exons: 9
Coding region: 133-1728 (531 amino acids)
Biological process (GO): transmembrane transport
Cellular component (GO): membrane
Molecular function (GO): transmembrane transporter activity
Source: RefSeq, a predicted model, not a curated record